Molecule: messenger RNA, 930 nt
Organism: Talaromyces atroroseus
Lineage: Eukaryota; Fungi; Ascomycota; Eurotiomycetes; Eurotiales; Trichocomaceae
Exons: 6
Coding region: 1-930 (309 amino acids)
Molecular function (GO): dioxygenase activity
Source: RefSeq, a predicted model, not a curated record
AUGGCUGACAGGCUGGUUCCCAGUAUCUCUCUCAAAGACUUUGAGAACCGCAAGGGGGAGAUAACAAAACAACUCCUUGAUGCUGCGGAAACAGCGGGCUUUCUGACCUUAGUCGACCAUGGUAUCACGGUCGACGAAAUCGAGAAGCAAUUUGCUCUCUCCAAGGCAUUCUUCGACCUGCCCGCCAAAGUCAAAAGCAAGACUCCUCAUGACACUAAGUCUAACAAUGGCUGGGAAUACAAGGCUCAACUGCGUCCGAGUACGGGAACAUACGACCAAAAGGAAUCUCUCUGGUUGCAACGAGGCUCGCAAUGGCCAAGUGAUGAGGACGUGCCUCACUUUAAAGAUACCACCACUGAGUUCCUAGAUAAGUGCGCCAAAGUUUCAAACCAAGUUUUAUCCUGCCUUGCCAUUGCUCUCAACUUGCCUGACGAUCACUUCCGUGUAGCCAAUGACCCUAACAAGCCUGAUUGCCUCACUCAGCUCCGUCUCAUUCAUUACCCAGCCUCCGAAAAUGCAGUGGGAACAUGGCGAGCAGGAAGCCAUACCGAUAUUGGCAUUCUGACGCUAUUGUUCCAGCGAGAGGGCGAAGACGGCCUGGAAAUUUGCCCUGGACGAGAGUCCCAUUCAAGCUUUGCCAUGGGAGACGUAUUUACCCCCCUGCCUGCUCAUACCGGUCCGAUAGUGGUUAACAUCGGAGACAUGCUGAUGGCUUGGUCUGACGAUCGUCUGAAAUCCAACUUCCAUCGUGUGCGCGCCAAAGACGUGGGCAAGUCGCCUUCACGGUACUCUAUAGCGUACUUCAAUCAAGGAAGACGGGACUUUGUUCUUCAGGGCCCAUUGAAGAAAUAUCCUCCCGUGACGGUGGAAGAAUACUUCAACCAAGCUGUCCAGAGGAACUUUGCAAGACAACAGGCUGCUACUGCUUGA